Messenger RNA from Chiloscyllium plagiosum (whitespotted bambooshark), 1217 nucleotides. Its product is annotated as histone H1-like. NCBI's taxonomy places the organism in Eukaryota, Metazoa, Chordata, Chondrichthyes, Orectolobiformes, Hemiscylliidae. Gene Ontology annotation, molecular function: DNA binding; structural constituent of chromatin. Gene Ontology annotation, biological process: nucleosome assembly. Gene Ontology annotation, cellular component: nucleosome. The record is from RefSeq and is a predicted model, not a curated record.
CAGAGUUCUCAACAUGAGCGACAGUGCAGCCGCCGAAACGGCUCCUCCAGCAUCCGCUCCCACCAAAGCCAAGGCUCCCAAGAAGAAGGCGGCGGCUCCCAGGAAGAAAACACCCGGUCCCGGGUUGGGAGAGCUGAUUCUGAAGGUUGUCGGGGAUAUCAAGGAUCGCAAAGGGGCGUCUCUGUCCGCUGUAAAGAAGGGGCUGGAGAGAAGAGGGAUCGAUGUGGGAAAGCGAAACCCACAAAUCAAGAUGAGUAUCAGGAGGUGCCUGGCGAACGGCUCCCUUGUUCUGGUCAAGGGCCAUGGCGUCUCCGGCUCCUUCAAACUCCCAAAGAAUCCAGUCAAGGCAAAAGCGGGAAAGAAGGCGGGAACAUUAGCGGCCGCCAAGAAACCGGCCGUGAAGAAAUCACCGGCCAAGAAGGUGACAGCCAAGAAAUCUCAGGCCAAGAAGGCGACAGUCAAGAAAUCCCUGGUCAAGAAAGCGACAGUCAAGAAAUCCCCAGCCAAGAAAGCGAGCGGCAAGAAGGCGGCACCGCCAAAGAAAGCGGUGAGCAAAGCAGCGCCAAAGAAACGGACUCCCGUGAAGAAGGUGAAAAAGACCAAGGGCCCUAAAGCCCCCAAACCCCUCAGCAAACCGGCUAAAAGCAAGGCCAAGCCCAAAGCGAAAGUGACCAAGACAGCAGCAAAGAAAUGAACCAGUCAGUGUAAUAUAUAACCAUCUGAACCCAAAGGCUCUUAUCAGAGCCACCCACAUCUCUCAGGAAAGAGCUGAGCCCGGAUCCAAUGUUCCCUGUCCCGGCGCCAAGCGCAGACCAGCUUCCAUAUUAAUUGAUCUGAAUCACUCAAAUACACACUUGCCAUGGUUUACGAAAUUGGAGACCUGAGAAUAGGGAAGGUGAUUUAAAAAACAGAUUAAGUGAGAUUCUGCCCUUUUAUCGGUGUACACUGCAUUAGCCUUUAAUAUGUUUAAAUUGGCGGGGUUGUUUAGAUUGAUUCACGGCCGGUACAAGUUCGGUUGUUCAGUUUUUCUGGGCUGUUUUAAAACCCGCCUUUCCUCCUGCCUGUUACAGACAGAUCAGGCAAUGAUCCCGCCUCCUGUCCGCGCUGACAGUUAACUAGAAUUUAAAGAAUUACUAUAAAAUAUUAAAUUUUAUCUUCGUUGCAGACGGAUGGUGUUUUGCGUUUCAAUGGUUAACUUAAUCUCAAGGUUUGUGAGG